AAAGCGUCUGAAAACACGACUGUUUUUGGCGAAAGAGAAAAUAAGGGCGAGAGUCGGAACUCGCCUGCAAGAGAGAAUUCGACGAGGAAGGGGAAAAGCCUGCACGAGAACUAAUCACCCGAGACGCAAACUCAGAUACCGGAUCUACACCCACAACCAUGACGACUUCAAGGCGUUUGGCUGACAGGAAGGUGGAGAAGUUCGAGAAGAACAUAACGAAGAGAGGGGCGGUGCCUGAGACGACCGCCAAGAAGGCCAAGGAUUAUCCAGUGGGCCCUAUUCUCCUUGGCUUCUUCAUCUUUGUUGUCAUCGGAUCAUCUCUCUUUCAGAUAAUCAGGACUGCUACAAGCGGAGGCAUGGCCUGAUCAAGUUGACCCUACUGAUGCUGCUGCUGCUUUCUAAGUUAUGAGAGAUGGCGUCAACCUGUCGUGCCGUUUACUGUUUUGUUAGCGAAUAGGAAACUGAUGAUAUACAAAUGUGAUGUAGUAAGAACUAAAACUGCGGUGUUUCUAUCUUGUGAAGUAAAAGAAGUUUGAAUAAAGGACCCCCUCCUCUGCUUCGCUUAAA
Molecule: messenger RNA, 567 nt
Organism: Pyrus x bretschneideri (Chinese white pear)
Lineage: Eukaryota; Viridiplantae; Streptophyta; Magnoliopsida; Rosales; Rosaceae
Product: stress-associated endoplasmic reticulum protein 2
Exons: 3
Coding region: 159-365 (68 amino acids)
Biological process (GO): endoplasmic reticulum unfolded protein response
Cellular component (GO): endoplasmic reticulum
Source: RefSeq, a predicted model, not a curated record